AUGUUUUCAAAGAUAUUACAAACAACAGAUACUCUAAAUGGUUUAUUACUUUUAGAAGAUAGUCUUGAUUCAAGUUCACAACAUUUGUUGAAUCAUCUUUAUGAUUAUUGGUUGAGACCUAUUAAUAGUAAUCAAAGUACAGCUACAUCAUCCGGUCUACAGGUACCAAACUUAAAAAAGAAUGUUUGGUUCAUUAAUCAAAGUCAACCUCUUUCAGAAUAUAUAAAGUUAUCAAAGAAAUAUAAUAAUAUUAAUUUCAUUGUAAUAGAUUGUUAUUCAGAUCCUUUUGGUUGGAAUAUUAGUAAUAACAAUAGUAAUAGUAAUGAAGGACCAAUUGUAUUUAAUUGUUCAAAGCAAGAUUCACAAUCGAUUAUUGAAACAGUAAAGAGUGUAUUCAAUUCGAAUUCAGUAUCUUCUAAAUUAAAAGAAUCACCUGUUUUAGUUAUAAAUACAAUCAGUUCAUUGGUAUUAAAGAAUGGUUUAUCAGAUACAUGCAAUUUAAUUAGAUCAUUAAUAAACUUUAGUAAUGUAAAUAAUAAUAAUAGUAAUAGUAGUGGUAGCAAUAAUAGUAGUAGUAAUAAACAAUCAACAUUAUCAUCAACAAUGAAUAGAAUUCAAACAGGUAUUCAAGGUGGAGUUCAACAAAGAGCAACAAAAUCAGAAAGAUCUUUUACAUGUCUCUUGGGUAUUCUACAUAAUGAUUUGCACUAUAGUGACACUUCAGUUACCAAACAACUCGAGUACAUCUCAUCGACAUCGAUUCAAGUUACACCAUUACCUGCCAAGAUUCUCCUCUCUGAAUCACUUACCAAUCGUUAUGAAGCAACUAUAACCGUUAUAACAAAGAAGAGAUCUGGUAGAGUCGUUAGAAAUAAUGAUGGUAGAUUAGGAUUUGAUUCAUCAGAGUUAUUCGAAAAGAAAGAAGAAGUAAAAGAAGUAGAUCCAACAAAGAAUUUAUCAUUCAAUCUAAAGUUAAGCGAAGAUGAAAAGAAUGCAAGAGACAAUGUUGUACUACCUUAUAGACAUCAAGGUGAGAAUCAAUUAAUCAUUGAAGAUCCAGAGGAAGAUGAUGAUUAUGAUGAUGAGGAUCCAGAUGAUGAUUUAGAUAUUUAA
Molecule: messenger RNA, 1113 nt
Organism: Heterostelium album PN500
Lineage: Eukaryota; Evosea; Eumycetozoa; Acytosteliales; Acytosteliaceae
Exons: 3
Coding region: 1-1113 (370 amino acids)
Biological process (GO): tRNA wobble uridine modification
Cellular component (GO): nucleus; elongator holoenzyme complex; cytosol
Molecular function (GO): tRNA binding
Source: RefSeq, a predicted model, not a curated record